This is a messenger RNA of Argentina anserina (silverweed cinquefoil), 735 nucleotides long. RefSeq names its product WUSCHEL-related homeobox 3-like. Gene Ontology annotation, molecular function: DNA-binding transcription factor activity; DNA binding. Gene Ontology annotation, biological process: plant organ development. The coding region runs from base 1 to 735 and encodes 244 amino acids. The transcript is spliced from 2 exons. Lineage: Eukaryota; Viridiplantae; Streptophyta; Magnoliopsida; Rosales; Rosaceae. The record is from RefSeq and is a predicted model, not a curated record.
AUGUCUCCUGUAGCUAAUUUUUCAGCUUCUUCCUCUUCUUCUUCAUCCUCAAGAUGGUGCCCAACCCCAGAGCAAUUGAUGAUCCUUGAAGAGAUGUAUAGGGCAGGAGUCAGAACUCCCAAUGCUUCCCAAAUUCAACACAUCACUACCCAGCUCUCUUUCUAUGGAAGGAUAGAGGGCAAGAAUGUGUUCUACUGGUUUCAAAACCACAAGGCAAGGGACAGACAAAAGCUUAGAAGGAAGCUUUGCAAGCAACUUCACCUUCAACAGCAACAACUCUAUCAUAAUUAUUACAAUAGUCAACAUCAUCAUCAACAGAAUCUAAUGCUCAACCAACAGAGCUUUCUAAGCUACCUUGAUCAGUCCACCCCUGCUUCUUCUAUUCUUCAUCAGCCACUUUGUUGCCAACAUCAGAACUUAUUACCCGGAUUUCUCCCACAGGUGGGAGUUGAGGAUGCAUUGAUGAACUACACGCGCAAGGUCCAUGAAAUCCCAUCAGCAGCAGCAUCGGAGAGAUCGGAGAUGGAGAAGUCGGUGAUGAAUAUGUAUGGCCAUGAUUGGAUGAUGACGACGACAACGACGAUGGAUGUAGGGCCACCCUCGUCACCUGCAUGUUGUAUCAGAUCAGCUACUGCUGCUCCUAGACCCCUCAAGACCCUCCAGCUCUUCCCCGUCGAGUCCCCAAAUUAUCUCAGAGCUGAAGAUCCUGAAGAAGUAGAAACUAUAUUUAAGUAA